Messenger RNA from Aspergillus fijiensis CBS 313.89, 1076 nucleotides. RefSeq lists its product as uncharacterized. Bases 27 to 1076 code for a protein of 349 amino acids. Gene Ontology annotation, biological process: nucleoside metabolic process. Gene Ontology annotation, molecular function: catalytic activity. The record is from RefSeq and is a predicted model, not a curated record. The transcript has a single exon. NCBI's taxonomy places the organism in Eukaryota, Fungi, Ascomycota, Eurotiomycetes, Eurotiales, Aspergillaceae.
UUAGCCUUCAUCGUAUUCCGUAUUUCAUGGCCUCUGCUUUUUCCCAACUUCUACACGACCUUCGUGAUCCCACAGACGCGGAUCUUCCACCAGCUGCAGCCCAACCACCACCACAAAUCGCCCUCUUCUGCCGCUCCGGCCACCUCGAACUCGUCAAGACAAUCUUCCACGAGAUUCACGAGACUGACGACUCGAUUUCACCAGGCGCCCUUUCAACCGCCCCAGGAACCAUUCUCGGCCGCAUCGGCCGAACCACUGCCCUCCUCUCACCAGUCCCAGACAUCGGGAAAACCAGAACCGCAAAGCACGCACUAGAUCUGAAGCUCUCUCUGCCGAGCAUCGACGUUGCCAUCGUGAUCGGCUGCUGUACCGCAGCUCCAGAUGCCGAGGACGGGAGGCAGAUCUUCCCCGUUGAUGUUUUGCUCGCCGACGGCGUGGUGGAAUAUGACAUAGGAAGGCUGAUUCCGGGCGGUCGGUUCGUUCGCAAGGACGUGGGGAUCAUCAGACCCUGUGAGAGGGUAUGGGCGGUGCUGGACGAGUUACGCGAGGGAGGCGGGGGGAAGGAGCUGGGUGAUAGGAUUGGGAUAGAGGGCGAUAGAGGUGUAGGGAUCCAUGUUGGGACGGUCGCUUCCGGGGAUCGAACCCUGGAUAACAAUGAGGAGCGUGAAGCGCUGAGGACGGAGGUGUCGGCUGUGGGGUUGGAUGUUGGGGGUCUUUGUCUCGGUGUUGCGACUGUUUUUCGUUCCUGUCUUGUUGUGCUGGGUGUGGAUGGAGAUGCUGAUGAGGGCUGUGGGGAUUGUGGGCGACGGCGGGCUGUAUGGACUGCCGAUGGUCACAAGGAGAAGCGGUGGCAGCCGUAUGCGGCGCUCUCUGCGGCUUGUUGUGUCAAAGCGCUUCUUGCAGGGGUUGCUGGCGAAAGUCAAGGCUUGGAGAAGGGGGCCUGUGGCGGGGAUCGGGUGUCUCAGUCGGUCGCGCAAGGUGGGCCAGCGUUUGGGGAAGACGAGGUGUGGUUUCGGUCUUGGAGGUUGUGUGUUGCCGUUUGUCUGGUCGGUGUGUUACUAUGUUUGUAUGUGUGA